GGAGAGCUAACGUAGUGGUUGGUGGUGGUGGUCGUGGUGGUGGUCGUGGUGGUGGUGGAAUCUCUGUGUGCUCUUCACACGCGCGCGCACACACAGACACACACAGUGUCUACUGCUUAUAUAAAGGCAAAGAUCUCCUCCCCCGUGUAGCCUACACACACACACAAAGACAUCUUUUAAUCUGAGACUGCCGCUGCAAGAUCAACAGUCAUGUUAAGAUCCGACCGCUACACUUUUGCAGGCUUCCUUAAAGUGUUGCACAUCCGCAAAGGAGAGGGCACCGACACUCCGACACCGGCCGCAGAAGACCCCGCUCACGCCAGACCGCUGGGCCAGGCCACGGAGGGUGCCCCCCGAGGUGCCGGGGACGCGGCGUCGUCUGCGUCGUCUGCGCGCGGCGCCCAACACCUCGAGAUGCACGAGGCGGUGGGCAAGGGGCAGAACGGCGUUCGCUGCGCGAUGCCCGACGACGAAGAAGACGACUUCGGCGGCGACGCUGCCGUCGACGGCUCUAAGGAAGCCGGCGGCGGAGACGAGGACGACGCGAGGAGGGUCGAGGGAGCGGAGGAUGCGAAGAAGGAUGUGAGGGAGGUGGUGGUGCUGGACGAGGCGGCGCUGCGAGCGGACGGAUGCUCGGUGGAGCGAGAGACGUGGGGCAAGAAGAUCGACUUUCUGCUGUCCGUGAUUGGAUUUGCGGUAGACCUGGCCAAUGUCUGGCGAUUCCCUUACCUGUGCUACAAGAACGGCGGAGGAGCGUUCCUCAUCCCCUACGUCCUCUUCCUCGUCAUUGCUGGCAUGCCGCUCUUCUACAUGGAGCUGGCGCUGGGCCAGUUCAACCGGCAGGGAGCGGCCAGCGUCUGGAAGAUUUGCCCCCUCUUCAAAGGCGUGGGCUACACGGUGAUCCUCAUCGCGCUCUACGUCGGCUUCUACUACAACGUGAUCAUCGCGUGGUCGCUGCACUACCUCUUCUCGUCGUUCACUGGCGACCUGCCGUGGACCCACUGCAAUAACUCGUGGAACACGCCCAACUGCACCGAGUACCACUCGCCCAGCUCUCCCCGGCCCCCGCGCAGCCUCCACACAAAGUACGCCAAGUACAAGAGCACGCCGUCAGCCGAGUACUACGAGAGAGGAGUGCUACACCUGCACGACAGCAGCGGCCUCAACAAUCUGGGACUUCCUCGCUGGCAGCUCACCAUCUGCCUCUUCGUGGUGCUGCUCAUCCUCUACUUCAGCCUCUGGAAGGGCAUCCGGACAUCGGGCAAGGUGGUGUGGAUCACGGCCACGAUGCCGUACGUGGUGCUCACCGUCCUGCUGGUACGCGGCGUCACGCUGCCCGGAGCCAUGGACGGGAUCUACGAGUACCUCAACGUGGACUUGCGUCGCCUGCGUCAACUCUCGGUGUGGAUCGACGCCGCCACUCAGAUCUUCUUCUCUCUGGGCGCCGGCUUCGGGGUCCUCAUCGCCUUCUCCAGCUACAACAAGUUCAACAACAACUGCUACAAGGACGCCCUCAUCACGAGCUCCAUCAACUGCGUCACGAGUUUCUUCUCCGGCUUCGUCAUCUUCUCGCUGCUCGGCUACAUGGCCAAGAAGCACGACGUGCCAAUAGACGACGUGGCUACAGACGGAGCUGGCCUCGUGUUCAUCAUCUACCCCGAGGCCAUCGCCACCCUGCCGGGCGCCUCCAUGUGGGCCAUCAUCUUCUUCAUCAUGCUGCUCACGCUGGGCAUCGACAGCGCCAUGGGUGGCAUGGAGGCGGUGAUCACCGGCCUCAUCGACGACUUCCCGAUUCUCAAGCGCCACCGUGAGAAGUUCACCCUCUUGGUGGCUGUAGGAACCUUCCUGGUGGCGCUCGUCUGCGUCACCAAUGGAGGGAUUUACGUCUUCACCAUCCUCGACAACUUUGCUGCCGGCACGUCGAUCCUGUUCGGCGUCCUCAUCGAAGCCAUCGGCGUCGCCUGGUUCUACGGAGUGGACCGGUUCAGUGAGGACAUUGAGCAGAUGAUGGGAUUCAAGCCCGGACUCUACUGGAGGCUUUGCUGGAAGUUCGUCAGCCCCUGCUUUCUGCUGUUCGUGGUGGUGGCGAGCAUCGUGAAUGCAAAGCCGCUCUCCUACGACGAGUACCAGUUCCCCGACUGGGCCAACACGGUCGGCUGGGGCAUCGCCAUCUCCUCCAUGAUGCUCGUGCCGGUCUACGCCAUCUACAAGGUCAUCUCCAUCCCCGGCACCUUCCGCGAGAAAAUUGCUUACGCCAUCACCCCGGAGAAGGAGUACCCGCUGGUUAAACAGGGGCAGAUUCGCCAGUUCAAGAUGCAGCACUGGCUGUCGAUAUAGCGGCCUCGCAUCAGGUAACGGGCGGUGCGAGUUGGUGGGGGUCACGGUGGG
Messenger RNA from Lethenteron reissneri (Far Eastern brook lamprey), 2388 nucleotides. Its product is annotated as sodium-dependent noradrenaline transporter-like. The record is from RefSeq and is a predicted model, not a curated record. Gene Ontology annotation, cellular component: axon; presynaptic membrane; plasma membrane. Lineage: Eukaryota; Metazoa; Chordata; Hyperoartia; Petromyzontiformes; Petromyzontidae. Gene Ontology annotation, biological process: amino acid transport; sodium ion transmembrane transport; dopamine uptake involved in synaptic transmission. Gene Ontology annotation, molecular function: norepinephrine:sodium symporter activity; dopamine:sodium symporter activity.